AAUAUCUAUGUCGACUUAAACAAAAAUCGCUUCAUAGAGACAAAUUCAAUUUCAUCACCGAGAAGGAUCUUUACUGAUUCAUGAAAAGAUUUUGGGUUAUUGUCAUAUCUGCGAGUCUUUGAAUGUUUUGUACGUUAAUACAUUUCAUCGGGUAACCCCAUCCUUUGUAACCCUUGAAAUACUACUAACAUAAGUCUUACGAUUUACAUACAAAUUUCCAAUCGCGGUGGUGUUUGAAUUCGACCAGGAAAUAUACAUUUAUUCAAUUCUUUGGGAUGUCACUUUCAGAGCGAGCAAAAGCCUUUGCAAUAGACUCCAUUUUGUCAUCGACUAAAUCUAGUGCAAAAUUAGAAAUCGACGAUGUGGACAGUGGAAAGCCAACAUCUCAUCCAGCCGACUUCGGGGAUGUCCUCCACGAUGCCGAGGUCGGAGGAAGAUUUGAAGGCGAUUACGUGGUCCAUCCGAAUCAGGGAUUCGAACUCGAUAGUGAAUUUCACCUUAAUUCACGAAUGGCGUCAUGGAGAAGGUUAAACGCUUCAAAUUCGAACCUUUUUUCGUCCACAUCAACGUUAAAUUCGGCAUCGUCAAUGACCGACAUAAAUUUCGGUAGCUCACAAAAUCUUCGCAGGAGCUCAGACGAAGCCAGUGUUGCUUUACAGACAAGCCCCUUCGGGAGUAGUUGUCGUUUAGAAUCCCUGGCGGUGAGUGAUGAUUGCCUAAGCAACGAUGUCCCGAUGAUAUCAGGUGAUCUCGACGAUGACUCUCAUCCCAUCGCCAUGACCGUCAAUGGGAUAACGGCCACAUUGGCGCAGUCAUCGAUGUGGAGGAAAUUUCAUGAAUGUGAGACGGAGAUGAUCAUCAACAGAUCGGGAAGGCGGAUGUUUCCGUGUUUUGCCGUCUCGUUGUCAGGUUUACAACCAGAUGCCCUGUAUCGUAUUUCUGUUACUAUUACAUCAGAUAACAGGAGUCGCUACAAGUUUAUAAAUGGAAAGUGGCUUGCUGUAGGCAAAGCUGAUCCGGAGAUGCCAAACGAACCCUACGAACAUCCUUUAUCUCCAAAUCAUGGUCUCUUCUGGGAGAGCAACGUCGUGAGCUUUGCAAAACUCAAGAUCACCAACAAUAAGGACACCAAAGCAAAAAACCAAAUCGUUCUCCAUUCGAUGCACGAGUACACUCCGCGGCUGUUCAUUGAACGACUUAUAUCCAACAAAUCACCUCAUGGCGACAUCAAAGUAGAGAAAGACUCAAUGUCUGAACCAUCUCCAACAUCUAAUUCAAUGUCGACAUCAUCGUCACCUUCGACGUGGAUGCACAUGCAACAAGAUCAUCGAUCUUCAGAGCCAUCAUCCAGCGACGCGGCAUCGACUUCGACAGGAUUGAGGCAUUCAGGAGGAUCGACGUCGUCAACGAUGACGAGCAGCUCGCCUGAUCCUCGUGUUGAUCAGAUGACAUCUAUAUCAUUCUCGGAGACAUCGUUUGUUGCUGUGACGGCAUAUCAGAACGACCAUAUCACUCAGCUCAAGAUACAGAACAACCCUUUUGCUAAGGCUUUCAGGGAUGCUGAAGUAGCAGCAAUGCUACAAGGAGCUAACACGUUUCCAGAGGAACACCAUCUGCUUGCAGAAUAUAGAGACAGAGAAGCUUUUUCAUCCACACACUCGCUCAAUGCUCACAUGACUGGCCAGAGAAGAUUUGGUUUACCAAUCUUACAACACUAUCCUGUUCACCUUGGCGUAGUACCUGGUCAUCAUCAACCAUCGCAUAUGACAAGAUCGUUUGCAAACGUGCGAGUAGGACCGAACGACGGUCUCCACCCUAACACCCUAGGACACGACCUACACUGGAAGGUGUCAUCUGCAACUAACCUUGCUGGUGCAGGCCAUGAAGGUGCCCUUCAUGAGAGUUGUGGAUUCCUUCCAUCUCUAAGCACAGCCGAUAGAGCAAAUAGCGAUGCAGAACUAUCAGCCAAACCUAGAGCUCGUAGCAGUCGAUCGCUGGCUGGUAACUCAUUCGGGGGUCUCGGACUAGGCUGCGAUGGAGAUUUCCGGAAACGCGCGAUCGCGAAUCUUGUAGAUGACAGACGAGAUCCUGACAAGUAUAUGCUGCGGAAUCCUUUGUUUGCGAUGGAUGCCACUAAGAUACCAGCGAAAAAACAGGCCAUCAAGCUUUAUCACUCGCCGCUAUGGUUGCUAGAUUCUCCUCAGAUAAUUGUGAGUGAUACGGCAAAGUCAGGAGGUAAAGGAACACAAUCUAAGCAAUUGGAGCAACAUCAGACAGCUAGCUCCUCUUCUCUAGAUGAUGAAAUGAGCACGGAAGCCGAUGAUCGAGAUACUACGAGUCACUCGAAGGUCCAACGGGGGAUAGGAGGGCCUCUAAAUGCCGAAGAAUUGGGAGGUGCACCCAGACAGCUGAUGGUCCCACCCACCCCGUUCUCUUUGGCACCACACCAGCGACAUCACAUGGAAAUGAACGGAGGAGAUCUAACAAGACGCGUGACCAUACAUACACCAGAUGCCUUUCGUCAACGCGUCUUAGAUUCGCCUGUGAUGAAGCCCCGGCGUAGUUUGGAUUCUGCUAAGAUGUCAGCAAGCCUCUAUCAAUUCCCGGGGUCGGCCACGUUUUCACCGAGACUCAACAAGAGAAGUAGCAUGCAGGGAUUGGAUUGCAAUGGGUCGCGCGUGAGCUUUGACGAAGAAAGUACCACUGGAUCAUCUGCUGAUAAUUAGAUGCAUGUCAGAUAUAGGUGACAAGACUUGUUCAUUUGUACAGAGAAAAACAAAAUGACUGUUCCUGAAUAUACCGGUUUCCACCGAACUUGCCAGGCGCGUGUUCGAAGCAAUUAAAGAGAAGGUUGAGUUCUGGGGAGAGGUGAAAAGUAAUUUGUGAGCAUUUUCAUUGUUAUUAUGCAAAUGUGGAAGAACAUCAGAGAAAAAAAAUGUUCACUGAAAAGCAUGGUUCUUCAAAUGCCUUCAUGUUCUCAAUAUGACAAUAUGACAAGUGACAGCUUUUAAAUGAGGGCCUCAUUUUUAUGCCACAUGUUUGUGUAGUCCCAUAUACAUCUUUCUGUAUACAGUGCUUGUUCCUUUUACAAUGUCUCUGAGUUAUAUUAACAAUAUCAUGUACAGAGAUUUAAAUCGUGGAAAUUUUUAAAAUUUCUAUUCUGCACUGUUUUAUGUUUUCACCUUGUACAGUACAUGUAUAAUGAAUACAUUUUGUUUGAAAUACAAUAUAAAUAUAAAAAAUUCACAGUUAUGUUAAAAAAGCCCAAUAUUUUGUGUGAGAAACAGAUGACAGAGAUGUCUGAAAUUCAAAUGGAAGUGGAGAACCUCUGCCGAUUGGGAAUACAAUUCUUUAAAGAUAAUUAGUGACAAAAGAGACGAGAUAAGGACAUCUUCAAAAUAAUGUGGCAUUGACCUGUCUAUGUACCUCAAUAUUUGCAUUGCUGUUAAGUUGUUACCAACGCCAUCUCAUGGCGACAGUGUUACAGGGAGUGUCGUGGUCGAAUGGUUUAAGGCGCUUGAAUGGAGAUGCGAAGGUCGAGGGU
Molecule: messenger RNA, 3544 nt
Organism: Strongylocentrotus purpuratus (purple sea urchin)
Lineage: Eukaryota; Metazoa; Echinodermata; Echinoidea; Camarodonta; Strongylocentrotidae
Exons: 8
Coding region: 276-2726 (816 amino acids)
Biological process (GO): positive regulation of DNA-templated transcription; regulation of transcription by RNA polymerase II; cell fate specification
Cellular component (GO): nucleus
Molecular function (GO): RNA polymerase II cis-regulatory region sequence-specific DNA binding; DNA-binding transcription factor activity, RNA polymerase II-specific
Source: RefSeq, a predicted model, not a curated record